CCGCCGGGCAGGGAGGCUUUGGCUCCGCCCCUUCGCCUCAGUCGGCAGCCUCCUCUAGAGGAGUUCUUCUGUCCUGCUUUCACCCAGGGAGCGAGCGGGCGGGCAAGGAGGAAGGUCGCUGCCUUUAGGCCGCAUAUCCGGGAUCCGCUGAGGCAUUCGGGCUUCCGUUUUCCACCGAAAGAAAAAAAAAGAAACAAAAAAAGACCGGCGCGAGCUCCAGCGGUUCGGGUCUUCGCCGGAGGAGCGCGAGCCCUCGGCGGUUCCUCGGCCUGAAGGAGCCCUUGAAGGAGAGGAAUUGGUCGGAGCGCGCGCGCUUGUGUGUGUCUGUGUGUGUGUGCGCGCGCGCGCUGCCGCCGGCCAGCGAGGCAGUUGGACGCACGCGCACAGGCGCGCGCUCGUAGUUGGAGAUUGGAAGAUGAAUAAUCUUUCUUUUAGUGAACUUUGCUGCCUAUUCUGUUGUCCACCAUGUCCAGGAAAAAUAGCAUCCAAGCUGGCAUUUUUGCCCCCAGACCCUACUUAUACUUUGAUGUGCGAUGAGAGUGGGAGUCGUUGGACUCUACAUCUUUCCGAACGAGCAGACUGGCAAUAUUCUUCUAGAGAAAAAGAUGCCAUUGAAUGUUUCAUGACUCGAACCAGCAAAGGCAACAGGAUUGCCUGUAUGUUUGUGCGUUGUUCCCCGAAUGCCAAGUAUACCUUGCUGUUCUCACAUGGGAAUGCUGUUGACUUAGGCCAGAUGAGCAGCUUUUACAUAGGACUUGGUUCACGGAUUAAUUGCAACAUAUUUUCCUAUGAUUAUUCUGGAUAUGGAGCAAGUUCAGGAAAACCAACAGAGAAGAAUUUGUAUGCUGACAUCGAUGCUGCUUGGGUAGCUCUUAGAACAAGGUACGGAAUCCGCCCUGAAAAUGUGAUUAUAUAUGGCCAAAGCAUUGGAACAGUGCCAUCUGUGGAUCUUGCUGCUCGUUAUGAAAGUGCUGCUGUAAUUCUUCAUUCUCCUCUGACUUCGGGAAUGCGAGUAGCUUUUCCUGAUACUAAGAAGACCUACUGCUUUGAUGCAUUCCCAAACAUUGACAAGAUUUCUAAAAUAACAUCUCCAGUGUUAAUAAUCCAUGGGACUGAAGAUGAAGUGAUUGACUUUUCACAUGGCUUAGCUUUAUUUGAACGCUGCCAAAGGCCUGUAGAACCACUGUGGGUAGAAGGAGCAGGACACAAUGAUGUUGAGCUUUACGGACAAUAUCUUGAAAGAUUGAAACAGUUUGUGUCACAGGAACUUGUGAAUUUGUAAACUGCUUUGUAUAGUUACAUGCUGGUGAAUUUCUUUGCAGAACUGCAGAUCUUGAUAACCACAGCAUGAAACCUGAUGGUUUUGUUUUCAAAUCAGGUCAGUUGCCUUCAUAUGUGUACAGGUAAUGAUUUGUAAACAUAAAUUAAUGAAGGUUUUGAUACCAGUAUUAACUGGAAAAACAGAUAAGGAGGGCAAGCUUGUGUAGUUCUCAUAUUUUGCGCAAGUUUUCUUAAGCUAUACAUAAGUCAAUUUGCAAGUUUUUCUUAAGAUGUACAAAAAUAAAGUGAAAUUUUAUGUAAAAUCAGAUGCUGUAAAAGUGUUGCCAAAUGCUUUAGCAUAUCAGAAAGAAGGUUGUAUACAAUAUUUUUAAAACAUCUCAGAUUUUACUGUGACCUAUUCUGUUGCACAAGUGUAAUUGAAUCAGUUGUAAAGCAAAAAAUAGCCAUUACAUUUGAAGGAAUAUGAAAGAAGAAUGAAAAUAACCACUGGAACUUGCAGUCCCUGUUAUAGCAGAGCAAGUCAAAAUAAGGGUUUUAUAAUCUUUCAUGUCUUAUUCUUAAUGUUUCUCUUUUCCCGAACCAUUACUGGCUGAAAAAACUAUUUGACCAUUGUUGCUUUACAAAACAAAGACCCAAAAUCUUGAUUCUCUAUUAACAUUGUCCAUAUUAAAAUAACAAAAUACCAACUUCAAUGGAUCAUUGGGAAUCAAUAAGAAAUUUAAAAAUCUUUUUAUGUGGCUACUUGGCCAUUUUGAAAUUAUGUAAAGAAGGAUAAAAAUAAAAACUAAUAUUUGUCUGACUUUUUUUACUGGCAAAUGUGCAAAGUUGCAAUUUGUCAUUUUUGAUUUAAAUGUUUGUAAAUGUAAAACUAAUUGUUUCAAUUAUUCUGAGAUCUCAACUAAUGUACUCCUCUAUAGUGAAAACGAAUGUCGACAACUCUAGUAAAAUAAGUUGCCUUUCCCUUGAAUACAUCUUGCUUGAAUAAAAUAUAAACUAGACCUAAAAUGUAGCCUAAUUUGUUAACAAACUAAUACUCAAGUACACACUGUGCUUCUAAUUUUAAAGCCUUACAUAGUUUACUCAUUCUGCUCAUUUUUGUGAUUGUCCAGGAAUAUUGUAUAAUGUAUGUAUUGUGAAUGCUUAGAUUUGAAUGUGUUCAGCCUGAAUAAGAGAAAUUCCAUACAGUUGAUGCUCAGCUUUUCCUGCAAACCUUAACUGUAGGCUCUUGGUCAGCUUAUUCUCUGUGACACCAAAGAGCCAGAACGAUUCCUAAUGUGACUAAAACAUCUUGCCAAAAUCUGCUGGUUCUACUCAUAUGGACAUGUGCUUCCCUUUUCCAGGUGUCUAUCCUAUGUUCGUCAUCCACAUUUACGUAACAGUUGGCUUGUUUCAAGGCAUUAUGUUAGUGUAUAGUUUGAUUUUUAUGCAAACUCAAUCUAACUUAUUAAACUAUUGAGUAACUAUGUUUUCUGAAUGAAGGACCGAACAUGAGUAAAGUGUUUUAAGCCUUGUCAUAGUGGAUGGCAAAUGUUUUCAUAGUUACUGGAUUGCAGUGUAUCCUCUGCAUAGAGUUCACUGUAAUGAAAUGAAAUACCAAGUAUGAUGUAAUACAUUUCAUACUCUUCUCUAUAUCCUGCAGACCCCAUGUGGAGAGAGGAGGGAAAUCCUACCAUUUUCACAAUAGCUUUUUUGUACUCUGAAACAUAUGAAGAUUUGUUCACAUAGUUCCCAGUGUGGGAGGCAAUGUGUUGGCAGGGGAGAAGUAAAGAAAGAAAUAGCAUCUAAUAAAAAAUCUAGCUUGUUAAAUACAUUGGUGUGGCUCCACAUCUAGUCAUAACUAAAGUAGAAUCAGUGUUACUAUUCUAAAUAUAUAAGACUUAUUCCUAUUCAUUAAUACUGUAAACUAAAUCUGCACUGAUUUUGCUUUACACUCAGUGAGAUAUUUUGAUUUGGCUAACUAUCAGUUUGAUAGGUUUUUUAAAAUGACAGUAUAGAGAGAAAUCAUAUCUAGUAGUUUGCACAUUGGAUUGAGCCUCAAGAACAAGGUUCAGAUCUCUGCUCUGCUAUGGAAACCCCCACUGAUCUCAGGAAGACAAAGGCAAACCCCCUGUGAACAAACCUUGCCAGGAAACCCCUAUGAUAAUGUUGCCUUAGGGUCUCCAAAGGUUGGGAACAACUUAAAGGUACACAACAACAGUAUAAUAGGAUAAGCAUAGAUCCAUAACUAUGUGUCCAUAGAAAGCAUCACAGAAUUUGAUGGAGUGCAAGUAGCAUUUUUAUAAACUUGAUCUAUAAAACUUAAAUAUUAUUUUGUUCUAUUAAAGUAAAGUGAGCUGUCCUUUAAGAAAAGACAAAAUCUUAAAAAUAUCUUGCUUCAAUUCAGUGUAUUUAAUUAUUCAGUCCUUCCAAAAAGACUGCUAAAUUUUCAAAGAUCUCUAAGUUGCAUCCCUGACACAUUGUUUCCAAAUCUUUUCGUUACCAAAUGACCAUAAUAAAGGGAACUCAGUUAAUACUAUUUUUCCAAAUAAAAAGCUACUAUAGCAAAGGUCAACUCAAUUAUGUCAGUACACAUACACUUACAUUCCCUCAAUGCACUGUUGAACUGCAAUUCUCAUCAUUCAACCAUUUAUUAGGCUGGUUAGAGUUUCUUGGAUUUGCAGUUCAACAGCAACUGUUGGUCCAGAUUUUAGGGGAAGGAAGGAUAUCAGGCAUGAAAGCAAAACAUGUUGUUAGGCAAAGUACUACCUCAGACCAGUCUUGUUACUUUUAGGAAAUAUCAGACUCCAUAUUUGGAAGUGAGCUUCAGAGAUUAUUAUGGAUGUGUUGCAUUAUAACAGCCUAAACCUAAACCAGCCAAGAAUACUAUAAACAAAACAGUGAUGUGAGUAGCAACAUAUCUGCUAUUGGAGAUUGCUUACUGUUAUUAUCUUGAUCUCUGUAGGUCAAAUGUUUGUAGGCUUUACCUUUAUACUACAUGCAUUUCCAAUUUCUUUUGACUUAAAAUUUCCAUUGGCACCAUACUGCAUGUUCAGUGGCUGGAGUGAUGGAAGUUGUAAUCUUCAUCUAGAAGCUUCAGGUUGAGGAAUAUUGCUCUGUUUUGGUUUUAGACACAAAUACAAUUAGGCAAAUUGAAAGAUUCCUGUAGGAUGGGUCUAGCUGUAUCAACACAAGUUAGAUGUGAUUAUGACCAUGUUGCAGAAUAUGAAUUUGCCUUGCAGCAUUGUUUGAAGUUAGAGGCAAGAGGUCCCCUGAUUCUGUCUCACAGAUUUUUAUCAGCAAGAAAGAGGCAGGCUACAGUUCCUGAACAUGGCAGUAAUAGUGUCAAAGGGUUUUGUAGUACACAUUUUCCCCAUUUAUAUCAGGAGAAACAUACCAGGGCUAAUUUCCAGUAACAGGACCUACUGGCCAUCUGUGAGAAUUAAAUGAUGCUUUCUGGUAAUUAAGGUACAAAUUUUGAAAACAAAUUGGCUUACAACCAGAGAACCAUUUUUAAUUUUUGCACAAUGCUUUUGGAAGGGUAAUAUCGAACUUCAUGUGGCCUUUUUGUCAAGACCUAAGUAUAGUUUUUAAUAUUUUACUUCCAAUGGAGCUUUGCACUGAUAUUAAAGUUGAGCCCUGUUAACAUCGCAAGAUAUAUAGUUUUAUGUAUGACCAGAUUCUGAUUCCCUGGAACACUUUGUAGGGCUGCUAGUGGCAACCAAAAUAACUUAGAAUACUAAUCAAGAAGCCACUGACCAGAAAAGUUGUCAUCCUUUGUUUGGGUUUAAGUCUAAAAGGCAUGGGGAGGAGGGAAACAUCAAGGCUGUCAGGCUUGAGAGCAAAAAGGGCACAGACUGUCAGGCAGUACUACCUCAGACCAGUCUUGUCACCUUUAGGAUAUUUUGAACUCUGUAUGUGGAAGUGUGCUUCAGAGAUUAUUAUGGAUGUCUUGCAUUAUUACAAAGCCUAAGCCAGCCAAUGUGAGAUCUAGAAUAUUUACAUUAUUUCCAACCUUUUAAAAUAAAAAUAUAACACAGUAUUGACUAACUUCUUUGCUUCUGUUCCUUCCCUUUUGUUAAGAUCGGGUUACUCCAAAAUCAGGUCUAAGCAUUAGCCGCUGUUAACUCUGUUUAAACAUUCUGCUAAUCAUUGUUCUUUAAGAUGAUUCAAAUAAAGGCUAGCUUUUGACUAUA
Molecule: messenger RNA, 5453 nt
Organism: Anolis sagrei ordinatus
Lineage: Eukaryota; Metazoa; Chordata; Lepidosauria; Squamata; Anolidae
Gene: ABHD17B
Product: abhydrolase domain containing 17B, depalmitoylase
Biological process (GO): regulation of postsynapse organization; protein depalmitoylation
Cellular component (GO): endosome membrane; plasma membrane
Molecular function (GO): palmitoyl-(protein) hydrolase activity
Source: RefSeq, a predicted model, not a curated record